This is a messenger RNA of Lodderomyces elongisporus, 1695 nucleotides long. It is a transcript of the gene RRP9, whose product is annotated as Rrp9p. The record is from RefSeq and is a predicted model, not a curated record. The transcript has a single exon. The coding region runs from base 1 to 1695 and encodes 564 amino acids. Gene Ontology annotation, cellular component: small-subunit processome. NCBI's taxonomy places the organism in Eukaryota, Fungi, Ascomycota, Pichiomycetes, Serinales, Debaryomycetaceae. Gene Ontology annotation, molecular function: U3 snoRNA binding; protein binding.
AUGGCAGGAGAUCCAUUUUUAUCAGACCCAUCAAGGAAAAGAAAACGUUCGAGAACUACUAGUACCACUUCCUCUUCUUCUUUAGCUGCACAGAGUUCGAAAAGGAACAAGUCGAGGUCAUCUACUCCACAAGCAUCCACUGUAUCCAACAUUGAUGAAGAGAUUUCUAGUGCCAGUGAUGAUGAUUCAGAGACCGAGCUGAUAGGCGGAGACCAUGACGAAGACGGACAAAAUGGUGCAGAAGGAGAUCUUUCUUCAGAUGAAGAAUUUUUUGAAGAGAGCGCAGCAGAUAAACGAAGAAGAUUAGCCAAGCAGUAUCUUGAGAAUUUAAAAAAUGAAGAGCUUCGAGGUGAUGGAGAUGAAGAAGAUGGCGGCGAUUAUGAUGCGCAGGAUUUGGACAAUGAAAUUUUGGCAAGGCGAUUACAGAAAGAUGUCGCAGAAAGCAAAGGUUAUGUUUACAAAUUCUUUGGUUCACAAAUUUCACAGCAAUUGGAUGAUGACCGAGCUGUUAAACUCGUAACCACUAGGAUAGGCUCGAAAAAUGUGACCAGUAUGGCACUGCAUUACCCAUAUCUUUACACAGUUUCCAAGGAUUGUGAAAUAAUUAAAUGGAAUAUAAGUCUGGAGAACUACAAACCACAAAGAGUUAAGCAUACCAAAGGCGGAGCCAAGUUUUUUAAUCUAGAUAAGACGAACCCAGGGGCCAACCAUCAUUGGGAACAAAUCAAUUGCAUUGCUGCUUCGCCAGAUGGCAAGUAUAUUGUCACUGGAGGUGCAGAUUCACGUUUGAUCAUUUGGUCAAGCGAAAACUUGGCAUGUUUAAAAGUGUUGGAAACACGAUCUGCGGUGAACUCCAUUGUGUUUAGACGAAACAGCGACCAGCUAUUUGCUGCUUGCGCGGAUUUGCGAUUGAGAACAUAUUCCAUCAAUCAAUUUGUACAGCUCGAAGUUCUUUAUGGACACCAAGACAACGUGGCUGAUGUUUCCGCGUUGGCGAGGGAAACAUGCGUGUCGGUGGGAAGUAGAGAUAAGACGGCAAUGUUUUGGAAAGUUGCUGAGGAAACAAGGUUAACUUUUAGAGGAGGUGAUUACACACAAGAAGGAAAGAAACAUAAAAAGAAAAAGAGUUUGCAAAAUGGUGAUGCAAACGAUAAUGGAGUUAUCGACUCAGAAGAUCAACCAUUCCAUAAUGAAGGAUCCAUUGAUGUUGUUAGCAUGAUUGAUGAAUCACACUUUGUCACAGGUUCAGAUAACGGGAAUGUGGCAUUGUGGUCUUUGGCCAAGAAAAAAGCACAAACGACAAAGAGACUAGCCCAUGGGUUGCAAGAACAAUUUAAACCCCAAGAAGCCAGUGCCGAGACUGAAACCGAGCUUGCUGCACGACAAAUUCCCGAGCAACAACCAUUCUGGAUUACUGCAAUCUAUGCUCCUGCGUAUAGUGACGUGUUCUUUACUGGAUCUUUUGAUGGUGCCGUGAAAAUAUGGCAAUUGGACGAAACACUUCGUUCAUUCAAACUAAUUGGCGAAAUCGAAAAUUUAAAGGGACAUGUGGUAAGUAUAGAUAGUGUUGAGAUUCCCGAGAAGAAGCAGUUGAAAGUGUUUGUGCUUUUGAGUAAGGAACACAAGUUUGGUAGAUGGUUUGGAAAGAUACCUGGUGGUAGAAAUGCAUUGGUUAGCUUUACUUUUGAUGUAUAA